Rhodamnia argentea is the source of this 2155-nucleotide messenger RNA. RefSeq lists its product as uncharacterized. The transcript has 2 exons. Lineage: Eukaryota; Viridiplantae; Streptophyta; Magnoliopsida; Myrtales; Myrtaceae. Bases 217 to 1629 code for a protein of 470 amino acids. The record is from RefSeq and is a predicted model, not a curated record.
CCUCGCAGGUAAGGUCCCGGACGAAAUGACCAAAACACCCCCGGCUCUCUCCGCCGUCGCGCUUCCUGGUUAAGUAGUAAUUCUCCCCCCGCUCUGCUGUCCUCUUUCGUCAACUCCCGCUUCGCAAGACCAAAACUUUCUCUCCGGAGCAGCCAAACGAGCUUUGGGAAAAAGUACAUCUUUUUAUAGAGAGAGAGAGAGUUUGCAGAGAGAGAAAUGGAUGGUGGAAGCAGCCAGGGCCACAGGGCGGAGGCGGAGCGGUGGCUCACGGCGGCGGCGAAGCUCCUCGCCACGCGAGACUUCCAGGGGACCCGGACCUUCGCGAUCCGGGCCCGGGAGUCCGACCCGGGGCUCGAAUACGCCGACCACAUGCUCGCCGUCGUCGACACCCUCCUCGCCGGCGAGUCGCUGGUCAACAACCAGCCCGACUGGUACGCGAUCCUCCAGCUCGGCCACCUGACCCAGAGCCUGGAGCUGAUCGCGACCCAUUUCCGCAGGCUCACGCUGCUCCUGAGUCCGGAGAGGAACCGCUUCCCCUUCGCCGAUCAGGCUCUUAGGCUCGUCUCCGACGCGUGGUCGGUGCUGUCGAACCCUAGCAAGAAGGCAUUGUACGAUAACGAAUUGAAGCUUAGCUUGUUGGGACAGCUUGGGAGUCAGACGCCUCCGUCUAGAAAUAUUCGGGGUAACGAUUGGAAUGCUCCGGUUGAGAAUGAGAGGCCGGUUUUCGGGAACGGCACGCCGGUGCAGCCUCGGCCUACCCGGCUAGCGAGCCAAGCUACCGAGUCGGUGUCGGCCACCUUCUGGACUGCGUGCCCGUACUGUUACUAUCUCUACGAGUACCCUAGGGUUUAUGCGGAGUGUGUGCUCAAGUGCCAGAAUUGCAAGAGGGCAUUUCAAGCGGUGGUGAUACCGUCGCCGCCUGUGUCUGAGAAAGAUACGCACUUUUCUUGUUGGGGGUUCUUCCCAAUUGGGUUUCCGGGGCUACCAAGUCAAACUGAGGGUGCCUCUGGUUGGAUGCCUAUGUCACGUAUGGUUGCAUGCCCUGCUCCUGGGCAAGGAACUUCUCAGGGAGAGCAAAAAGGCGGGAAUGCUGGGCAGAGACCUGCCCCAAGGGUGUAUUAUGACGAUGACGAUGUUUAUGUAGAGCUUUCGGAAUCAAGUGCGGAUUCCGGUGAAGAGUGGGGGAGUAAAAGAAAGACAAGGAGAGUCAAGAGGAAGAGUCUGGGGAGUAGAAGUGUUGCUAAUAAAGUGCCAAUAGAGAGAACAAGAAGAGGGAAUGCGGAUGCGGAUGAGCAGGGAAAUAAUGGUGGUGGGGAUAAUGUGGUUAGUGGGACUGCUGCGAAAGGUGGGGAGAGGACAGAGUCUAGUAAGAAGGGGACAGAGUCAAGUAAGAAGGCGACGGGGAGUUCUACGAGGAAACAGACGGCAAAAGCGGGAAUGGGUAAGUUGGAUUUGAAUGUGGAGUUUAGUAAUGAGGUGGAAGAGCCCGCAAGAGUUGUGAGUCAAGGGAAUAGGACAGGAAAUGGUGAGGAGGAUGAAGGGACUGAGUUUUUCGAAGGUCUUGAUGAGUUCCUAAGCAGUUUGCCUAUACUUUCUGUGGUCAAUGACGAUAAGGUUAAGGCUGCUUAGGGUAGUAAGGCUGCUUUUGUAGCUCUCUUUCGCAUGGUUGUUUGUUGUAUUUCAACCUGUCGAGUUUGGAGCUCUGUUGAAUUUAGGUCUGUUUCAACCUUUGAGGGCACCUUUUGUUGGUAUCACAUAUUAUACAAGCAGGAAGCGUUGGUUUCGGAUGACCUGAAGACAAAUGCAUAUUGGAGGAAGGCAAAAUUCACUGGCAUCUUCGCAGAAAAAGAGUACACAAUGUUCUUUCAGGUAUGUGCGAUCACCGAUCUGUCUCCAUCAAUGCACUAAGGUGCUAGCAGCUUCUCCUAUGAUUGAGAAAAGACAAUUGAAGCUGCGGGUUGGUUUACUGUCCUCCUUUUACACUCUGGGUCUCAACUUGUGCAUUGGUUCCUUGGAGCAGUUGCUAUGAAUAUACCAUGUACUCUUUCUUUUGGACAAGUAGCUUGUUGAAUUUCAAGUUGGAGGCUAAUCUCCAUAGUUAGAAAUCCAGUCAGGUCUAUCGUGCCACAUUGUCUAUGUUAUAGCCCUUGAGCUA